Messenger RNA from Alternaria triticimaculans, 465 nucleotides. RefSeq lists its product as uncharacterized. Lineage: Eukaryota; Fungi; Ascomycota; Dothideomycetes; Pleosporales; Pleosporaceae. The record is from RefSeq and is a predicted model, not a curated record. Bases 1 to 465 code for a protein of 154 amino acids. The transcript has 2 exons.
AUGGACGACAUGGAAUGUGAGGACAUCGACAACGAUCGGAUUAGAGAUGCUUGUCCCAGCGAAAUACUGGCCCCGUUGAUUGUGAAGAUUCUCGGCUUCUCGAACGAGACGUGUGAUGAUAAACCACCACCAGGAGAACAUAUUCCCGAGCGAUACCACACAAGGCUCAUGGAUACUUAUUCAAUCAAAUAUGAUCAACGGGACCGUGACGCCGGUAGCUUCGAAUCGUAUGACGUUUCCGUCAAGCGGCCUGUGCCAUCCGUGUUCGCGGCUUACCUUGCCGACGGCACGACAGAGACACACGUCGUAUGCGUCACACCCGACCAUGUGGCUGAGGGUAGCCGAGAACCCGAGGAAGAAGAGCCAUGGGAUCUUCUGGAGAGCACCGGUGCGCGCAGGUCCUGGGUGAUAGCUGGGCAGGUGGCAACGGUAGUCGCAAUCGCAGUAGUCGUCGCAGGGUACUGA